UCCAAAUCUUCCACCUUUGGGAUUUGAUUUCUGCCCUUCAGAACUGCAUACUUGUUCUUAAGAACUUCCAGGACAAGCUGUGUUAUAUCCCCUGCUGAUCCGAGCCGGUUCUUUUACAGUUGAUAGCCAUGCAGGUGUCCUUUGCAUGUACGGAUCACGGGCUGAAGGCUCCACGCACCAGCGAACCAAACAAGCAGAACACGUCAAGUCCAAGCACAGCCAGCGCUGCACGGGCUCGGUUCCGAACAGUGGCGCUGAUCGCCCGUAGUCUGGGUUCUUUCUCGCACAGACACCAUAUUUCUCUAAAAGAGUCCACCGGAAAACUCACUGGUAUGAAGUACAGGAAUCUUGGGAAGUCAGGACUACGAGUGUCAUGUCUUGGACUUGGCACUUGGGUGACAUUUGGGGGGCAGGUUUCAGAUGAGGUGGCAGAGCAGCUAAUGACUAUAGCCUAUGAAAACGGUGUCAAUCUCUUUGACACUGCAGAGGUCUACUCAGCUGGGAAAGCUGAAAUUAUCCUAGGAAACAUUAUCAAGAAGAAGUGUUGGAGGAGAUCCUCCCUGGUUAUCACCACCAAGCUCUACUGGGGAGGAAAGGCCGAGACAGAGCGUGGACUCUCGAGGAAGCACAUUAUUGAAGGUCUUAAGGGUUCCUUGCAGAGGUUACAGCUGGAAUAUGUGGAUGUGGUUUUUGCCAAUCGCCCUGACAGCAACACACCUAUGGAGGAGAUUGUGAGAGCCAUGACUCACGUCAUUAAUCAUGGUAUGUCCAUGUACUGGGGAACGUCACGCUGGUCAGCUAUGGAGAUCAUGGAGGCGUACUCUGUAGCGAGGCAAUUUAAUCUGAUUCCUCCUGUGUGUGAACAGGCGGAGUAUCAUUUCUUUCAGAGGGAUAAAGUAGAAAUGCAACUGCCUGAACUGUACCAUAAGAUAGGUGUUGGUGUGGUGUCCUGGUCCCCUCUGGCUUGUGGGAUCAUUACAGGAAAGUAUGAGAACUGCAUUCCAGAAUCCUCCAGGGCCUCUUUGAAGUCAUACCAGUGGCUGAAGGAGAAGAUUCUGAGUGACGAUGGCAGAAAGCAGCAGACCAAGCUUAAGGAAUUGACCCACAUUGCUGAGAGGCUCAGCUGUACCCUGCCACAACUUGCAAUCGCCUGGUGCCUCCGUAAUGAAGGAGUGAGUUCUGUUCUCCUAGGGACCUCUAACCCUGCGCAGCUCACUGAGAACCUGGGGGCGAUACAGGUUCUUUCAAAGAUCACCUCACACGUGGCCUCGGACAUCGACAAAAUCCUGGGCAACCACCCCCACAGUAAGAAAGACUAUCAUCACUAGGCCUUCCUGUGAACCUGUACACCUUGAGACUCAGGAUCCCAUGCCAGCCCUCUUGUGUCGGCAGGUGUCCGCAUUCCACCAUCUCAUCUUCUCCUGCAGAGAUCCACUGUUACUAUUACAGUAGAAAUGCUAAAGUGUUAUGCAUGCUUCUGUUUGACCUAAACCUGAGCUCAUCCUUGCGUGAAGAUCUCUGUGGAGACACACCUGCCCAUGAAGCACAGAAGAUUUUGGACCCUUGUCCAUAGGAUUACAGUAUGCAUUCAGCUGUCCAUCUCCCAUAUGUGCCAAAGUGAACCUGGUCUUGACCCUUGACCUCUGGAGAUCCUAAAAAAUGGGUAGACAGAGAGAUAAAUGACAGGGCCUAGUGAAUUAUUGUCUAUUAAAUGAACAUACUGUAGGAGAAAACACUGCAUAUUAUGCUGAGUAUGUAAAAACUAAGAGCUGUGACAUAAGGCAGUGCAGCAUGUAGAGUUGAACUGUUUAACCCUUCCACAGUCUUCGUUACAGGCUGACAAUUCCCAGUCAAAUUUGACUGGAUACAGUAAUCAUGUAUUUUUUUUUUAUUUUUUUUUUUUUAGAAAUGUAAUAAAACUAACUUCACUAAAGUCAAAACACUAAACUUAUGCAUUUAUUUGGGAAUAUAAUGGUAUUUAGACCUAAUAUACCUCUAAAUUACUAUUUACACCACUUAUUUUCAUAUAAAAUGAAAAAUAAGAAAAUAUCGAAAUAUGUCAUGGAUUUGGAGCAUCUGUUGCUAUCUGCUGGAAAAAAUUUAUACAUACAUUUCCAUGAAAUGACAAUUAUAACCAGUAGAUGGCUGCAGCGAUACACACAUGCUGCCUGGUCACUGCAGACCACUGUUGAAACAAAGUUCUAGAUAUUAAGUUAUGAAUUUGGAUAUAUAUUUAAAAAUUAUCAAAGUCUUAUUGUUAUUAAAAGUUUAGCAUUUAUUUUAUGUUUGCAGUCAGACUUGACCAUGGUGUUACGAAGAGAAUACUUAGAGUAAGCGUUUUGUUAUGAACCAUUUAUUAGAUAACGAACAGCAAGAUAAUGAAAAGAAAGAUAAUGAACAGCAAGAAACAAAUUAUUUAUUAAAAAAAAAACAGUAAUAAACACUGAAGAAGUAUAAUAAAGUCUUGUUUGUAAUAAUAUAUAAUAAUGUCUUUAAAAUCAACUUUUAAUAACUUUACAUAAAAUAAUAGAUAGAAGUGUUUUGUCUGGAUGGUGUGGCUCCCACGCCUUAGGUUUGUAUAUACACUACCGGUCAAAAUUUUUGAAACACUUACUCAUUCUUUAUUAUAUAUAUAUAUUUUUUUUAGAACAAUAGUAAAGUCAUUAAAACUAUGGAAUAACAUAAAUGGAACUAUGGGAAUUAUGUUGUGACUAAAAAUCCAAAAUAAAUAAAAACUGUGUUAUAUUUUAGCAUCUUCAAAGUGGUCACCCUUUGCCUAGAAUUUGUAGACAUGUACUCUUGACAUUUUCUCAACCAACUUCUUGAGGUAUCACCCUGGGAUGAUUUUUAAACAGUAUUGAAGGAGUUCCCAUCUAUGUUGGGCACUUAUUGGCUGCUUUUCUUUAUUAUUUGGUCCAAUUCAUCAAUUUCAUUUUUUUUUAUUACAUUUUAGUUUUAUAAUGAAAUAAAUUAAUAUGGUGGCACAAUUAUAUUUUUGUCUACAAAACGAAUUUCAAACAUUUAAGCAUACGCCUUCAGAUCAAAAGAUUUUUAAAAUCAUGAGAAACAUUUCAGUCAAGUGUUUCAAAACUUUUGACCGGAAGUGUAUAAUGUAUAUAUAUGUGGGUGUGUGUGUGAGAGAGGGAGAUAGAUAGAUAGAUAGAUAGAUAGUGUGUGUGUGUGUGUGUGUGUUAAUGUGUGUGUGUUAACGUGUGUUAAAGUCUAAUUCUUUGUUUUUUCUUAUGCUCUGUCAAAUUGGCCCAGGAAUACGAAAGGUGUAACACUGUUUGAUAAAACCACUCAGAUCCAUAGAAUCAAUUCAGAUUUUUAUUUAUUUUAUUUUUUUUUUUCUGUGUUCAGAUGGCAAUUGCAGGAAAAGUCACCAAGCCUUGUACCACUCUAAAAUCAAAUCAGUCAAAAAUGACAGAAGACAGUAGAAGGGUUAAGCAAUGUGUGCAAACAUAUAUGUGUUGGAUUAAAAAGCCAUCAACAGCAGAGUGGGCUGUUAUUAUGUUAAUAUGUUGUCCAAAAUGUUCCACAUUUUGUCUCAAUUAUCUUUAAAUGAGCUAAUGACUGUUUGUGUGUGUUUUUCUCUGUAAUCCCUCACAUUUGUGCAAUGUCUGAUCUGUCCAAAGUUCUUUUUUUCCUGCUGCUUUUAAUUAACAUUAUAAAUAGCUUAGUUUGUUCAAUUGCUUUUUCAGCAAAUGACACUGGUUAAAGACAUGCUUGCUGCUGUAUUUGCAAACCUUUGAACUGCUAAGCAGUACAUACUUGAGAUUCAAAGAGUGAAAAAAUAUCCACAAGUGGGGUCAACAUUUUUACAAACUUGAAAAUGAUAAAGCUGUUAAUUUAUGCAUUGUGCAGAGUGCGUUUAACAUAGAAUAA
Molecule: messenger RNA, 3885 nt
Organism: Myxocyprinus asiaticus (Chinese sucker)
Lineage: Eukaryota; Metazoa; Chordata; Actinopteri; Cypriniformes; Catostomidae
Product: voltage-gated potassium channel subunit beta-1-like
Exons: 14
Coding region: 129-1328 (399 amino acids)
Biological process (GO): negative regulation of delayed rectifier potassium channel activity; potassium ion transport; transmembrane transport
Cellular component (GO): cytoplasm; membrane; extrinsic component of cytoplasmic side of plasma membrane
Molecular function (GO): transmembrane transporter binding; potassium channel regulator activity; voltage-gated potassium channel activity
Source: RefSeq, a predicted model, not a curated record